Molecule: messenger RNA, 6944 nt
Organism: Drosophila obscura
Lineage: Eukaryota; Metazoa; Arthropoda; Insecta; Diptera; Drosophilidae
Product: octopamine receptor beta-3R
Biological process (GO): adenylate cyclase-activating adrenergic receptor signaling pathway
Cellular component (GO): membrane
Molecular function (GO): octopamine receptor activity
Source: RefSeq, a predicted model, not a curated record
CAGAACAGGCACCCACCACAACGCAUCGCCAGCUGGCUGAGAGGCUCUCAGGCUUUCAAGCGCACAGGCUGUGUGGCCAGUAAAUACAAAAACCCCCCAACGUAAAGCAAUCGAAACCUGUGACCACUUGUCACACAUGCUUGGUAGAAAGUAACCCAAAGUGCCAGUGACAGUUCUGGGUAUUGUGUUGGGUACUGCGGGGAUACGUCUCGAGAGCCACCACUCCUAAGCGCCGGCUGGGGCAUCGAAUGGUAAAGGACUUCGCGUGUGCGUGUUUCAAUUUCGUGGCACUACUAAAACCGAUACAAAAACUCCAUCUAUGUGAGAACUGACUUGUGAAGGGGGCCUGUGCCUGUGCCUGUGAGGCGGCGGCGUCUUGUACGUGUUCACGCUGCUCUGCUGGCCAAAACGAAAAAAAAACCAAAACGUGCGGCAAAUUGUGGCCAGUUGGCGGCAGCAACUGCUGCUAGGCGGGGAAAUCACAAAAAAAAAACCAAGAAGAAAGAAAUUCCAAUUUAACAAAUCGAUUUCGGGGCUUUUUUAUAGUCCAAGGCGGACAGUCGUAUAAAUAGAGCCAGUGACAGGCUAAUGACAAAUUAAAUUGUUUGGACAGACAGCAGGAACAAAAAUAAAAAAUACAAAGAAAAAGCAGCCGCAGGCAUUAAAAAAUUACGAAGCGCGCGCGUGUGAAAACUUUGAGCUGCUAUCAGCCAAAACAACAGUAACAAUAAACUGCGAUAAAAGCAACAAAAACAAACGGAAAAAGUUUCUUUAUUUUUUGGGUUUUAUUCGAAACGCCCAGCGCCACAUUGCCACACGGCCACAGGACGACCAUCAAACAGCAGAACGCAAAUCAAGAACGACAAUGACGGCGUCGCGGCUCUCGGGCUCAUCCUGCUGCGGCACAAUGGCCCCUGGCCCUCGUCCUGGCCUCCAUCGUCAGAUCCGGACGCAUCGCGCGUGUUGAGCAAUUUCCCCGGCGACGACUGUUGUGCGCUUGAGCAUUGAAUCGAGACACUGCGAGCAAACUCAAACAGAGACACGUACCGGAAGAGGUGCCCCCGAGAAGAUUGGGCAAUGGCGUGCAGGAGCACCGCUGUAACUCUGGGCAAACACUCCGACUCUGACCCGGAACAAUGCUGUAGAAUGAGGACGAAGUUCGGUCCGUUCGUUUGCAUUGCAGAUUGCAAUUAUUCGCGUUUUAAAUUACGCGCAUAGUUGGGCAAAGAUAAACUUGGCAGCACAGCAACGACGACGGGAAAUCAUUAUGAGCAUCAGAGCAACGUAAAGGACUUUAAUAAGCCACGUUUUAAUCAGAGUUCCGAGCGUUAAGUGACCGCGAAAUGAGCGACAUGUCAAGGACCAAAGUUUCUGAUUUCCUCAGCACCAUCAGCAGCAGCAGCAGCAACAGCAGCAGCAGCACUGCCAUUAGCCAAGCGCCGACGACAAUGACAUUAGCUGCAACAUCAUCAGCAGCAGCAGCAACAACAGCAGCAACAGCAGCAACAGCAACAGUGACUGCGACGAGCAGGCCCACUAAAUCGAUUGCAACAUUCGUGGCCGGUAGCGCUGCCUUUAAUGCCACAGUCACAACGACAGCCACAGCCUCAAAGAGUAGCAACCUUUUGCUAACAGCCUCCACAUCUACAACGACGACAACGACUUUGCCUACAACAUCACAAUUUGUGGAUGCCUCGUUGACAUCGCUUUCAUUAACAGCCACAUCGACAGCUUCAAUAACAUCCUCGUCCGCUGGAGCUGGAGCUGCAGCUGCCACUGGCACUGGCACAGCAGCCCUGUGGUCCUCCGAGUCCCCGUUUGAGCUGUUCCCAACAGUUGGGACAAACAUAACAAACAACAUCAGCAGCAUCCUCGAACAGGGCGAGGGAGAGCUGGAAGACAGCUGGGUGGAUCUAUCGGUGCUACUGUUAAAGGGAUUCAUCUUCUCGUCAAUUAUCCUGGCCGCAGUGCUGGGCAAUGCAUUGGUCAUCAUCUCCGUGCAGCGCAAUCGUAAGCUGAGGGUGAUAACCAAUUACUUUGUGGUGUCGCUGGCCAUGGCGGACAUGUUGGUGGCCCUCUGUGCGAUGACAUUCAACGCGUCCGUGGAGCUGUCCGGCGGCAAGUGGAUGUUCGGGCCGUUCAUGUGCAACGUGUACAACAGCCUGGAUGUUUACUUUUCCACGGCAAGCAUACUGCAUCUAUGCUGCAUAUCCGUCGACAGAUACUAUGCCAUUGUGCGUCCGCUGGAGUAUCCAUUGAAUAUGACACACAAAACGGUAUGCUUUAUGCUGGCCAAUGUCUGGAUACUGCCCGCCCUCAUCUCGUUCACGCCCAUCUUCCUGGGCUGGUACACGACGGAGGAACAUCUGCGGGAGCUCUCGCUGCACCCGGACCAGUGCUCAUUUGUGGUUAACAAGCCCUACGCCCUCAUCUCCAGUUCGGUGAGCUUCUGGAUACCCGGCAUUGUGAUGCUCGUGAUGUAUUGGCGCAUUUUCAAGGAGGCUGUACGCCAGCGCAAGGCCCUCAGCCGCACCAGCUCCAACAUCCUGCUGAACAGCGUGCACAUGGGCCACACCCAGCAGCCCACCAACCUGAGCUAUCUGCAUCCCAGCGACUGCGAUCUCAAUGUGGCAUCCACGCGUGAGGAGACGCACAGUGCACUGAGCAACUUGGAGGACAUGCUGCAGCCGGCCACGGAUGAGGACGACGACAAGGACGAGUGCGAUGAACUGCGCGUGCCGUCACCACCGCCGCGGCGCCUCAGCCGCAGCAGCAUCGAUCUGCGUGACCUGGAACAGGAGCGCUACGAAAAGGUCACCCACACGGACAGCGCCCCCUCGAUGAUGGCGCUGCAGCAGCAGCCCUUGCACACCCACACCCACACCCUAAACCAGCUGCAGCCGCCAGCGCCUGUGUUCAAUCCUCAGAUAUGGACGGAAUCCUUUCCGACCACAAAAAUUACCCAAGUGGAGGGCCAGGAGCUGCAGCCGGAGGAGCAGGAGCAGCCGGAGCAGGAGCAGCCGCAGCAUCCGGCGCCACCGCAGCAGCAGCUGAGCCUGACGAGCGGCAGUGGCAACAGCGAACCGGAGCCCGAGUCCACGGACUACCGGGUCUUCGGGCUGUACAGCGACGAGAGCGAGAGCAAUGACCACUAUGACACGCACCUGCCGCUGGCCGAGGACAACAAGGAGCUGAAACGCCUCAUCGAGGACAACUAUCUGUACUUCAAGAAGCAGACGGGGGGCACCGUCAUCAGUGCCCCAGGAGGCGGCAAGUACGCCGCCCUCAGCGAGACGGACUUCAUCAGGCUGAAGGCGGGUGCGGCGGCCUGUGGGCGCAAGGCGAUCGCCGCCAGCGACUCGGAAUUUCUGCGCACGAUCAGCGAGGCCAGGGCCAGCACGGAACAGCAGCGGCAGCAGCAGCAGCAACAGCAGUUGCCCGGCAAGGAGAAGGGCUUCAACUUCCUCUCGCUGCUGGCCAAGACGAAGCGCUCCAGUGCCGAAUGCUUCGCCCUGGAGCGGAAGCGGAACCAGGCCACCUCGGAGGGGUCCAGCUUCUUCCGGCGCGCCCGCAACCGGAAGCUCUCGCACAGCUACAACGGAAGCGCUGGCGGCGGUAGCGGUGGCGGCAAGGAACGCAAACUUGAGCGACGCCCGCGACAGCACAGCGACACCGACUCGACGCCCAACAAGCCGGACAUCCUGCUGGACAUCAACGUGCUCAGCGAGCAGAGCGGUGCCUGCGUCAUCCAGCAGUUCAGCGAUGGCGUGCAGCUGAUCGACUUCAGCGGCGACACUGACGGACUCGGCCUCGCCCUCGGCCACGGCCACGGCAUCGGCCCGGGAGACGAGCUGGCCCAGCUGGCUGACUGCUUUGGGGAGUCCCCCAAGCAUCCGGCCACGCCGCCGCCCUCCCUGUCGCCGCCCGAGCUGCCCGAGCAGAGCGGCAUGCUGAUUGCCAAUAGCGCGGAGCUGGCCGAGAUCUUCCGCUCGCUCAGCUUUCCGCUGGGCGAACAGGGUCGCAGCAGCGUCGGCUCCAGGCGCCAGGCGGCGGCACCCCAGCGAAUGAGCACGCUGAGCGAUCAGGUGUGCGCCAACUAUCUGAUGUCCCCACCGAACACACCGACCCCCGCCACGGCUUCCAAUGGCAGUGCCCUGGGCUCGCACUCCAACUCCAACUCGCAGUCGGCGUCCAUCAAUGUGUACUUCCUGUCGCCGCCGCCGCCGCAUGCGACCGGACCUGGCUAUACGCCAAGCGACACAUCGACGGUAUCGCUGGAUGUGGUCACCACGUUGCCAGUGCCGCAGCCCACCCCCCAGCCGCUGUCUGCUGUGUCCAACCAUCCAACCAACCAGCAGCAGCAGCCCCUCAACAUAUCCACAAAGCCAGAAAUCAUUCUCGACUCCACGCUCUCGCCCGUGGAGGGCGGUGACGGUGGCGAUGGCCUCGGCGGUGAGCACAGGGAUGUCACGUCGCCGCUGUUCAAGCGCAAAGAUAGCUCUGGAGAUGCGGAUGUAAGCGUUUCCGGCGGCCGUCAACGAUGCAGCAUCCUGGCCGGCUACGAUGGCCUGCAGGCCGUGAGGAAGCGACAGGCCUCCGUGGUGACCUAUGACGUAAAUGUCAUCAAUUUCUCGCAGGAUAACAGCGACAGUCGCAGCUACAUUCCCAUGGGUCGCGUCUCCACCAGUUCAGCAAAGCACGAAUUUUCCAAUAAAUCCUCGCUCAUCCGACGCGGUGGCAUCUGCAUCUUUGUGGAUGAGGAGGAGGCCGAGAUCAGUGAUCAGAAGCCGCGCGGCAUCAAGUUUGCCCCGGUGUCCAGCCCGCUGCCCAAGUGUCCGCUCUGUGGGAGCGAUAUCAGCACCGCGAACGCCACAGCCACAGCCGCCAAUGCCACCGCCACAGCCAACACCACAAGCAACUCCACUGACACCACCGCCAAUGCAAGUAGUAAACGUAGUAGUCACGCCCAAGCUCCAGAUUUGGAGCCACAGGAGCCCACACGCUUCUGGCACAAACGUACGGCGGCGGUCACGGCAUGCUGGCAGCAGAGGCAGCGCCAUCGGAAGCGCCGCUCCAAAGCCGGAUGCAGUCACUGUGGUGCAACCGGCGGCUCUGUGCGGCCGGCAAAGGGAUGGAAGGCCGAGCACAAGGCCGCACGAACUUUGGGCAUCAUCAUGGGCGUCUUUCUGCUCUGCUGGCUGCCCUUCUUCCUAUGGUAUGUCAUCACCUCGCUGUGCGGUGCGGCCUGCCCCUGUCCCGAUGUCGUUGUGGUGGUGCUCUUCUGGAUCGGUUACUUCAACUCGACGCUGAAUCCGCUUAUCUAUGCCUACUUUAAUCGGGAUUUCCGUGAGGCGUUUCGCAAUACGCUCGAGUGUGUGCUACCUUGUCUGGAGAAGCGAAAUCCCUACAAUGCGUACUACGUCUAGACCGGAUAUACUACCCAACCCCUGCCCCAAAUUCAAUAUUGAACAAUGCCCCCGUUAGUGAUAUUUAAUACUUGAGAAACUCGUAAUACCAAAGAAAAUAAGCAAGGAAUAACCGAAAAGGCGUUCGUUCGUGCAAGCAUCUCUAGCUAGUAAAAUCCUUCGAGCUAAGCAAUACUCAAUGUGUGUUUCUGUAUACGUGUAAUUUUUCAUUUAAGCAACGAUAGGGAAUUAAAUUAAAUUUAUGUUCUGUGCGCCCCACUCGUACGGGGAGCGUACAGGGAGAGCGCCGCUGCCCCAGAACUACACUAAACAUAAUAAAUAUAUAUAUAACUGUUGUUGUCUCAAGAACAAGAUAUACGUAAACAUACAAAUAUACAUAUACAUACAUAUAUACGAUAUAGGAAAGUCAAGCAAUUGGAAAUAGAUAGCUUACACAUACAUGUACGAGUAUGUAUGAGCACAGACUCCAGAGUUCAAGUAAAUACGAGUACGAGUAUAUUUAAGAAUCAACGAUUGUCUCUUCGGCGUUUCGAAGGGUUUACACUUUUUGCUGGAAAUGUCUCAUAUCUUAAAUAUCUUCCUGAUAUUUCCCAUUUCAUAUGUACGAUUAUUUCAAUACCAAAUUUUAAUUAUAUUAUUGUUUUUGUUUGGGUUUAUUAUUAAAGCUGCAAAAUCUCUCUUUAUUCGGUAUGCAGCGCACCCAAAUAUCUUUGGUAUACAGUCCCUUCCAAGCCCCAAGUUAAUCCAAAAAAAUAAUAGAAUAAAUCCCAAGUACUUAUGUACAAGACAAACCCCCCUCUUACAAUCCAAUUCAAUAUUUCCAAGAAAGAGUGUAAACCUUAUAAUAUGUAAUACACAUUAAGCAUUAAGUAUCAUAUAUUUAUAAUCUAGUGUUACGUCUACUAGCAAACCAAAUCUACAUACUCGAAUUAAAACGAAAUUGAGAAUUAAAUUAUACAAAUUAUUCAAUUGAAAUGAUGUAAACAAAAACAAAAAACAAAAAAACAAAAGGAUAAUGUGAACAAAACGUGUACGUUAAUGCUUUGAAUUUUCGAGCAGAAUGACAAUCUACCAAAAAGUAAAAGAAAAAAGAAACAAAACAAAGCAAAGCAAAGAAAGGAAAUGAAUCUUCAAGUAAGAACAACAAAAAUUGACAAGCUGUAGAAAAUUCACUGUAAAAUCGAUUUAGUUUAGUUUUACUUUACUUGUACUUAAAUUUGGUUGCCGGGAAAUCCCCACUCUUGAGUUGAGAAGACUUUUGUGAUAGCAAAGGAAAUUGAUUGUAUUUCUAGUUGAAUUGGUUUACAAAAACGUUUCUUGUCUAAGAUAAAGCAUCCCGUACAUAACGAGUAACCUAACGAGUAUCUAUGUACUUAUGUGUAUGAUGUAUGUGCGUGUGUGUGUGUGUGCGUGUAUGUUGCUAUGUAUGUAUUUCCAUGUACUUGCUGAACUAUGUAAACUAUUGCAUAUUAAAGUGUGAAACUAAAGUGUUUUGAAAACAAUUGAAAGCGGCGUGUU